Phaeoacremonium minimum UCRPA7 is the source of this 834-nucleotide messenger RNA. Its product is annotated as putative vacuolar protein sorting-associated protein 62 protein. The record is from RefSeq and is a predicted model, not a curated record. Bases 1 to 834 code for a protein of 277 amino acids. NCBI's taxonomy places the organism in Eukaryota, Fungi, Ascomycota, Sordariomycetes, Togniniales, Togniniaceae. The transcript is spliced from 5 exons.
AUGCAUUCCUUCUGCGCCGCAUGCACAGCUCUCACUCACAACCUUUCACACCAUCCGGUAACUGCCAGUGGUUUCGCGACCGAGCGCAUCAAGGAGAUGGCUCGGAAGUCGCGAGCUCGGACUUUUAGGCCCGGACUACUGCCGGCCGUCCUGAUCGGCCUCCUAGCCUGCGCCGGACAGACCGAGCCGAUCGGCCCGGACCUGAGAUGCCCGGAUUAUGUUGUUGACUACGCGCCCUUUAUAUGGCUACACCCAGAGGAGAAAUACAUGCCCAGUGAUCUACUUGCGCAUAUACAACACACAACGCCAUUCCUCGAUGGCAAGCCAAUUGAGGGUCUCCCCUCGCUCGACUUAGAUAACUUGGAGGUUCUCAAUAAGUAUGGGGAUCGGGUUGCACUAACUUCAAAUGACAACAUUCUAUCAAAUCCGCCAUGGCUCUUUGGGGAGACUCCAGACGCAACCGGUCGCCUCCACAACUCAACCGCUUGCGUUGUUAUUCUAGUCGAGAAGAAUGAUGUAGACCUAGAUGCCUUCUACUUCUACUUCUACACUUACAACCAAGGAUCAAAUGUCACUCAAGUUCUAGAGCCAUUAAAGAGUCUAUUGAAAGGUGAUGAGGAACACAUGGCAAUGCACUUUGGAGAUCACGUUGGAGACUGGGAACAUAACAUGGUCCGUUUCCAGAACGGCAAGCCUACGGGCAUAUUCUACAGUCAGCAUGUAGAUGGAGGCGCAUAUCAGUGGGAUGACAAGAUCGUCUCGAAAACCAAGGUCGGACGGGAACUCAUGCAAAUUAUCCUACGACUGGUCAACAAGUACACAAUGCAGUUAUAA